This is a messenger RNA of Melampsora larici-populina 98AG31, 765 nucleotides long. RefSeq lists its product as uncharacterized. The transcript has 11 exons. Gene Ontology annotation, biological process: transmembrane transport. Lineage: Eukaryota; Fungi; Basidiomycota; Pucciniomycetes; Pucciniales; Melampsoraceae. Bases 1 to 765 code for a protein of 254 amino acids. The record is from RefSeq and is a predicted model, not a curated record. Gene Ontology annotation, molecular function: transmembrane transporter activity.
AUGCCUAUUGAAAUACGUCUUAUUCGCAUAUCUGGAGGUCUCUUUGCGGUGGCUCAGCUCUCUAUGUUUUGGGGUCGACUGUCUGAUCGAGUCGGAAGGAAGCCGGUGAUGCUGACCGGACUUUUUGGAAUGGCUAUCAGUGUAAUCGCCUUCGGCCUACAAAAGACAUACCUCGGAUUAAUUAUCUCUCGCUUCAUAGCUGGAAUGAUGAAUGGUGGGCUAAUCUUCAUUGUGGCCGAGUUCACAGAUCCGACAAAUUAUGCUGAUGCGGUUGCUUUGCUUCCAUUGUCAUUCGCAAUUGGAUCCAUCAUUGGUCCUAUUGUCGGAGGUUUCUUGGCUUUACCAGCUCAGAAUCUUCCUUUUCUUUUCGGAAAUUGUGAUUUCUUGAUCGAAUAUCCUUACUUCUUACUUUGUCUCAUUGGUGGAAUGUUGAAUUUUCUCGCGAUCAUCCUUGGGAUCUUUUGCUUAGAAGAGACGCUGGAAACUAAACGCAAGCCACGACAUGGGACGCAAAGACCGACACCAUCACAAGAGGUGGUAAACGGCGGGCUGGGGAUGUCGCUUGACCAGAUUGAGGUGGUAAACGGCGGGCUGGGGAUGUCGCUUGACCAGAUUGGAUUCAUUCUCAGUGUGAAUGGAGUAGGACUAAUCUUUGUUCAGCUCUUCCGUUUUCCACCUCUUCAAAGACGAUUUGGAGCGGUUAAUCUUUACAAGUGCUACUUAGUCCACAUCAAAGGCAACACUGCCACCAUGUCAUUGGCGUAG